This is a messenger RNA of Hypoxylon trugodes, 525 nucleotides long. RefSeq lists its product as uncharacterized. The coding region runs from base 1 to 525 and encodes 174 amino acids. NCBI's taxonomy places the organism in Eukaryota, Fungi, Ascomycota, Sordariomycetes, Xylariales, Hypoxylaceae. The record is from RefSeq and is a predicted model, not a curated record. The transcript has 2 exons.
AUGGUCAUUAGCGGAAUUCACGGAACAAGCUAUCUGGUUAUAGAUGAAAGCUACGAAAGCUUGGAGUUCUUUAGAAGAUGUUGGUGGAAGCAUAAUAUACAGAACACACUGCAUGGGAUAGAGAUGCAACCGCACCUUCAUCGAAAGGUCCCAGCCGAAGAGAUCGAGCUAGCUGCCGAGAGCGACCUGAGCGAGAGUGACGAAGGCUUUGUCAAAUUUGACUGGAAACCUGUCGAUAAUCACGAGCCCAAGCAUCGAACCACGUCAGACCAGCUGUCGUAUAAAUCUAGCUAUAGCAGCUAUGCAAUAGAAUCUGAAAAAUCUUGCUGCGACAUUUCGGGGCGUAUGGGCCAGAACGGCAUGGAUUUUAACAGCGAUGAUGAGAAACAGCGUCGGCGCCUGAAGGUUGAUGCAAGAAGGAAACGUGCGGCCGCGUGUCUAGCUUCGAUUGUUAUAUCUAUUCGAUCGGACGGCAAGGACGAGAACAAAAGGGAUGUGGCAAAAUCCACGACCUCGGGCGUCUAG